This is a messenger RNA of Pseudoliparis swirei, 6250 nucleotides long. RefSeq names its product ATP-binding cassette, sub-family C (CFTR/MRP), member 6a (gene abcc6a). The transcript has 31 exons. NCBI's taxonomy places the organism in Eukaryota, Metazoa, Chordata, Actinopteri, Perciformes, Liparidae. The record is from RefSeq and is a predicted model, not a curated record. Gene Ontology annotation, molecular function: ABC-type transporter activity; ATP binding; ATP hydrolysis activity. Gene Ontology annotation, cellular component: membrane. Bases 353 to 4885 code for a protein of 1510 amino acids. Gene Ontology annotation, biological process: transmembrane transport.
GAUCUCAGGACAGCAGCAGUUCAAGCAGCGAGGCAGACAGAAACAGAGUUUUCAUUGAGAGAAGCUGUUUUAUUAAAGGGCAGGAAAAGUUACGCAGACACACACACACACACACACACACAUACACACUUAUAAACAUAGCAAUUGGCAGCCAAACAGACAUACAGGAACCAGCUUCUCCCCAAGACUUACAACCAUUAGUCAGAGAGGAAAAGUCUAAACUCUUUCUCCCCACAUCACACACACACACACAGACACACACACUGCUUAGAGUGUGCUACCCCCGGCGUGUAGAGCAGGGCUGACCGAUCCCAACAAGUGGAGCCUCAGGAAGGACGGAGCAAGCGAGUGGAUGGAUGCAUUUUGCAGACUGAGCGGCCUGGACCCUCUGUGGGACUGGAACCGUACGUGGUACACAGCCAACCCAGACCUGACCCAGUGUUUCCAAAACACAGUACUGGUGUGGGUGCCCUGUAUCUAUCUGUGGUUGUUGGUGCCCUUCUACUGCCUUCACCUCUACUGCCAUGACUCCGGACGCAUUCGAAUGUCCUGCCUCUGCAUUACGAAGAUGAUGUUGGGUUUCCUUCUGGCCUCCUUUGGCUUUGUGGAGUUCUUCUACAUCCUGCUGGAGAGGAGCCAGGAGAUCCAGCAGCACAUGGUCUUCCUACUCAGCCCCAUCAUACGCAGCAUGACUGUGAUCUUGGCCUUAUGCAUCAUCCAGUUGGAAAGAAUAAGAGGCUGUCGUUCCUCUGUAUUCCUUUUCCUGUUCUGGGUCUUGGCUGUGGUCUGUUCCCUGGUGCCUCUGAGAGCGAAGAUCCAGCUGGCCAUGGAUGAGGGCAUUGCCUCAGACAUCGUCCGAUACCUCGCCUUCUUCUCCUAUUUCACAAUCCAAUUGGCUCAGCUCUUUCUGUGCUGUUUUGCUGACAAGGCUCCGGAGGGGGAAACCGUCUUGGAAAAGAAUCCCUGUCCCGUGAAAGACGCCUCUUUCCUUUCAAAGAUCCUCUUCUGGUGGUUCACCGGGCUCGUUGUGAAAGGAUAUCGCACCCCGCUGGCAGCGGAGGACUUGUGGACCCUGAGAGAGGAAGACACAUCGCGCAAGAUCAUCUCUGCUGUGGAGGAGGACUGGAUGGACGAAUGUACCGAACUCCAAAAGCAGGAGAAGGCCUUGGUGUCGGGUGUGGCGCUCGGGAGCCGGCUGCCAGACCAGGCGCAGCUCCUCAGGAAGCUGCAGAAGGAGCAGAGCUCCGGCUUCUUCCUGCUCCGGACGCUGGCGCGCAAGUUCGGCCUUUACUUUCUGACCGGUACCCUGUGUAUCGUAUUCCACGACGCCUUCAUGUUCGCCAUCCCCCAGGUGCUCAGUCUUCUUCUGGAUUUCAUGAGAGACGAAGACGCUCCGCUGUGGAAAGGCUACUUCUACGCCACUCUGAUGUUCCUGCUGUCCUGUCUCCAGUCCCUCUUUAUCCAUCAGUACAUGUACACGUGCUUCACCGUGGGAAUGAGGGUGAAGACGGCUGUUAUGGGCUUAGUGUACAGGAAGUCUUUGGUGAUAAACAACUCUGCCAGGAGGACUUUCACCGUGGGCGAGAUUGUGAAUCUGGUUUCGGCAGACACUCAGAAGCUCAUGGACUUUGUGGUGUACUUCAACGCCGUCUGGCUGGCUCCGAUAGAAAUAUCUCUUUGUCUCUUCUUCCUCUGGCAGCAACUCGGCCCUUCGGCUUUGGCAGGAAUCGCCACCGUCAUUCUCAUUUUCCCCCUCAACGGAUUCAUCGCAAAGAAAAGAAGCAAGCUGCAGGAGGUCCAAAUGAAGUUCAUGGACAGCCGCAUCCGACUGAUGAACGAGAUCCUGAAUGGAAUAAAGAUUUUGAAGUUUUACGCCUGGGAGAAGGUCUUCCUGGAGAAGGUGUUGGGCCACAGAGAAAAGGAGCUCAAAGCCCUGAAGAAGUCUCAGAUCCUUUAUUCCAUCUCCAUCGCAUCCUUCAACUCCUCCUCUUUCCUGAUUGCCUUCUCCAUGUUCGGAGUCUACGUGACGAUCGACAACAGGAACGUCCUGGAUGCGCAGAAGGUUUUCGUCUCAAUGGCGCUGAUCAACAUCCUGAAGACCCCACUGAGCCAGCUUCCAUUCGCUAUAAGCACCACUAUGCAGGCUAUGGUUUCACUGAGACGUCUGGCUAAGUACCUGUGCUCAGAGGAGCUGAAAGGGGACAAUGUUUUAAAGGCUCCAUUGAGUCCUGACGGGGAAGGCCUGGUGAUAGAAAACGGCACGUUCAGCUGGUCUGCCGAGGGCCCUCCGUGUCUUAAAAACAUCAAUAUCCACGUGCCACGAGGUUCCCUCGUCGCUGUAGUCGGACAUGUGGGCAGCGGGAAGUCCUCUUUGUUGUCCGCCAUGCUUGGUGAAACAGAGAAAAGAAGCGGCCGCGUCGUUGUUAAGGGCUCGGUGGCGUACGUGCCCCAGCAGGCCUGGAUCCAGAACGCCACGGUCCAAGACAACGUGUUAUUUGGCCGUGAGAAACUGAAGACGUGGUAUCACCGAGUGCUCGAGGCGUGCGCGCUGCUGCCCGACCUGGAAAUCCUACCCGCUGGAGAUACGACAGAAAUUGGAGAAAAGGGAUUGAACCUCUCAGGUGGGCAGAAGCAGAGGGUGAGUCUGGCCAGGGCUGUCUACAGAAAGGCUGACGUCUACCUCAUGGAUGACCCUCUGUCUGCCGUCGACGCUCACGUGGGCCAACACAUCUUUGACAAAGUCAUUGGACCAAAAGGAGUCCUUCGAGACAAGACUCGCAUCCUGGUGACCCACGGGAUGAGCUUCCUGCCACAGGCUGACCUCAUCCUCGUCCUGGGAGAUGGAGAGAUCACAGAGAGCGGCUCCUACCAGGAGCUCCUCGGCCGCCAUGGCGCCUUCGCCGACUUCAUCCACACCUUCGUCAGCACGGAGCGAAAAGAGAGCGCCAUCCAGAGAGCUGGUUCCAGGAGGUCCAACGCUCGUCUCAGCGUGGUGGAAUUCAUGCCGUUUUCCAGAGACCUGUCGCAGGAGCAGCUCAUUGGGGGUGACUCCACGAAUACCAACCUGCAGAAUAUGGAGCCCGUGUCUGAAGCGGACCAGGAGCAGGUACCAGAGGACUUGGGCAAGCUAACUGAGGCCGACAAGGCCUGCACUGGAAGGGUGCGGUUGGCCAUGUACAAGAAGUACUUCAAGACCAUCAGCUUGGCCAUCAUCAUCCCCAUCGUCUUCCUGUACGCGUUCCAGCAAGGCGCCUCGUUGGCCUACCACUACUGGCUGAGCGUGUGGGCCGACGACCCGAUAGUUAACGGCACCCAGAUGGACACGGACCUCAAACUGACCGUGUUUGGCACGCUCGGCUUCGCGCAAGGCGUGGCCACCUUCGGUACGACCGUCGCCAUCUCCCUCUGCGGCAUCAUCGCCUCCCGCCACCUGCACACGGAGCUGCUGAACAACGUGCUGCGCUCCCCGAUGUCCUUCUUCGAGCGCACGCCCAGCGGCAACCUCCUCAACCGCUUCGCCAAGGAUAUCGACGCCAUCGACUGCAUGGUGCCCGACGGCUUGAAGAUGAUGCUGAGCUACGUCUUCAAACUCAUGGAGGUCUGCAUCAUCGUGAUGAUGGCGACGCCCUUCGCGGCCGUGGUCAUCCUGCCGCUCGCUUUCCUUUACGCCUUUGUCCAGAGCUUCUACGUCGCCACUUCCUGUCAGCUGCGCAGGCUGGAAGCCGUGAGUCGCUCGCCCAUCUACACCCACUUCAACGAGACGGUGCAGGGCGCCAGCGUGAUCCGGGCCUUCGGAGAGCAGCCCCGGUUCAUCCUGCAGGCCAAUAAGCGGGUCGACUUCAAUCAGACCUCCUACUUCCCGAGAUUCGUGGCCACCCGGUGGCUGGCAGUGAACCUGGAGUUUGUCGGUAAUGGUGUGGUCUUAGCUGCUGCCAUUCUCUCUGUGAUGGGAAAAGGCACUCUGAGACCGGGCUUAGUGGGUUUGGCUGUGUCACACUCCCUCCAGGUGACUGGAAUCCUGAGUUGGAUCGUGAGAGCCUGGACUGAUGUGGAAAACAACAUCGUGUCGGUGGAGAGAGUCAACGAAUAUGCUGAAACGGCUAAAGAGGCGAGUUGGAGUAUCGAAGGCAGCUCCUUGCCCCUGGACUGGCCCCAGAGAGGUACUAUUGAGUUCCAGGACUACGGGCUGCAGUACCGUAAAGGCCUGGAGCUGGCUCUGAAGGGCAUCACCUUACAGAUUCAUGAAAGGGAGAGGGUUGGAAUUGUGGGUCGUACAGGAGCGGGAAAGUCCUCCCUUGCCCUGGGAAUCUUCAGGAUCUUAGAGGCGGCCAAGGGAAAGAUCUUUAUCGACGGAGUCAACAUCGCCGACAUCGGACUCCACGACCUCCGGUCGCGCAUCACCAUCAUUCCUCAGGACCCCGUGCUGUUCUCGGGCUCCCUGCGAAUGAACCUUGACCCCUUCGACAGCUACACAGAUGAGGAGGUUUGGAGGUCGCUGGAGCUCGCUCACCUCAAAAACUUUGUUUCUAAUCUGCCCGAAAAACUCAACCACGAAUGCUCCGAGGGAGGAGAGAACCUCAGUCUGGGUCAGCGCCAGCUGGUGUGCCUGGCCAGGGCCCUGCUGAGAAAAACCAAGAUCCUGGUCCUGGACGAGGCCACGGCCGCCGUGGACCUGGAGACGGACACGCUCAUCCAGUCCACAAUACGCACACAGUUUGAAGACUGCACCAUCCUGACCGUCGCUCACCGCCUCAACACGAUCAUGGACUACACCAGAGUGAUCGUCAUGGACAGAGGUCACAUUUCGGAGAUGGACACUCCAGCCAACCUCAUCGCACAGCGGGGACAGUUCUACCGAAUGUGCCGGGAAGCCGGGGUGAUCUAACUCUCCGGCGGGGCUUCGUACCACGGAGCCGGUGUCCAGGUGUACGGGUGUGGCAUCUUGUUUGUGUGGCUCUGCGGCACACGUAGAAAAAAAAAACGUGCCGUUCCGAGCUUUGCGGCAGCUCAAGGCUCCUCUCUCCACGAGGGCAUUGUCGAUGCAUCUCAGAGAGCAGCUGCUGACGCGGUCCUUAUAUGUUGGUUUUUUAUCACACAGAGAUGCUGUCCUGAAGACAUUGUUAACCUCACAUGAUGAACAUUCAGAAGAAAGCUCCAGUGGGUUAUUUGAGAGGCUAAAUAUCAUUUAUAGAGUCGUGGAGUCAGUUUAAUCCAUGAAAAGAUUUAGCACAGAGCUACAAGCUUAGACUAUCACAAAUCUUAAAGAUUCUCAUUCUCUUUUUGAAUGGAUUAUAAUAUUGUUGUAGUUUUUAUAAGCACAUGAUAUAUUUGCUGAUGUUGUCUCAGGCUUAAACGACGAUGUUUACUCUUUUUUUUUUUUUUUUAAAGCCUUGUAUACCAAGAAAGAGGCACUUUUGUAAUUGAGAAGUAUAUUUCAUCUUCUUGCUCCCAGAAACUGGGACAGGAAAUAGUCUGACACACUAACCUUCAAAAAGAUCACCCUGGCAAACGCAGAGGAAGUGAGGUUUUAACGGCUUUUUAAAAAAGCUGAUCUGGAAGCAGCCACUGUGGAGUUUUUAUGUCAGGGAGAAAGUGGAAAAAAAUUGAAGUGAGCCAAGACUUAAGCAAUCGUCAAACUAUGUUGUGGCUGUUUAUUCCUGUCAAAGUAAACACAUAAAAAAAGUCAGUAGAGACCUUGCUGGUCAGAUUUAACCUGACGCUGGUAGUAAAAACCUCCAUGAAUGAAGAGAAUGCCUCUUCAAAACAAUUGUGAUACAUCUCUGUGUGAUUGUCACUCUGCCUCCACCACACAACUCAGGCCAUAUGCAGAGAAGAAGAAAAAAUCUGUGUUGUUCUUAUGGCGCUGACAUGCCAGACUGUAAAUAGUCCACGUUGACCUUUAGUCUCGAUUCAAAGAACCCUAUGAACUUUUUUUAAAGAGAAGAGGCAUUCACUGUUUUUGUCUUACUGGUUUAGACAAUACAUUGUAAGAGGAAUCCUAUUUAUGUCAUAUGACAAAAUGUAUCAAGUGUCCUUAAGAUUUUGGAUUGUAUUAUAUUUAAACUUUUUAUAACAAGCUUGUUGAUUUUUUUCACUUUUACUGUUAAUGUACUGUCUUGUUCCAUGCAUCAUGCUGAAUAAUAAAAUGUUAUUUGAGUCUACAAUGUAUUUAUGCUUGAAUUUCUUGUCUUUGCAACUUAGUACAAAACGUGUACAGCUCUUAAAAAUAAAUGUUUUAACAAAAAAAUUA